AUGCUCAUCCCACGUAGCGAAGCCCUGUCCGAGCAUAAAACUCACAAACGAAUCAUCUUCUAUCAUCAAACUCAGUACAGAGACGACAGAUACAUCUCCAUCCUCCCCGCUCUCAAUCCCUCAUCCGGCGUCACACACGUCAUCGUCGCCGCGAUUCAUCUCAACGCGCCGGACAACAUCACCCUCAACGAUGACCUUUACAACUCAUCCAAGUUCAUCCCACUUUGGGAUGAGGUCCGUCAGCUUCAGGCGGCCAGUAUCAAGGUCCUCGGCAUGCUCGGCGGCGCAGCCCAGGGAUCCUACACCAAGCUUGAUGGGUCACUUGAGGGUUUCCACAGAUGGUAUCAGCCACUUCGAGAGAUGAUCAAAUGGGCAGGCUUCGAUGGCUUGGAUCUUGAUAUUGAAGAGGCCAUGUCGCUUGGCGGAGUUGUUCGUCUGAUUGACCAUUUGAAGACGGACUUUGGUCAGUCUUUUCUCGUGACGCUUGCGCCUGUCGCGCCAGCGCUGCUUAAUAGGCAGAAUCUAGGUGGAUUCAAUAUUGAGGAACUUGAGAAGGGAUUGGGCUCGCGCAUAGCAUGGUAUAACACUCAGUUUUACUGCGGCUGGGGCGACAUGAGUAAGCCUCACGACUACGAUGCUAUUAUCGCGCGAGGUUGGCCACAAGAAAAGGUCGUCAUCGGUCUCGUGACGAACCCGGCUAACUGCUCGGGAUACGUGAGCGAUGCCAAAUUGAAGUCAUGUCUGAAAGAGUUGGUGAGUAGGUAUCCAAGGAUCGGGGGUGUGAUGGGAUGGGAAUAUUGGAACGCGGUAACGGAAGAGAGUCCGGACGUAGGGACGCCGGAGAAGUGGGCCAAGAUGAUCAAUGACAUCUUGAAUCCCAAGUCCAAGGGAGAGUGA
This is a messenger RNA of Fusarium vanettenii 77-13-4, 897 nucleotides long. RefSeq names its product glycoside hydrolase family 18. Gene Ontology annotation, biological process: carbohydrate metabolic process. Gene Ontology annotation, molecular function: chitinase activity. Bases 1 to 897 code for a protein of 298 amino acids. NCBI's taxonomy places the organism in Eukaryota, Fungi, Ascomycota, Sordariomycetes, Hypocreales, Nectriaceae. Gene Ontology annotation, cellular component: extracellular region. The record is from RefSeq and is a predicted model, not a curated record. The transcript has a single exon.